CUUGCAUCGCUCGCCGGCUGCUUUCGCCUCCUUUCCUCGAGGAAGCGGCCAACAGUUUGGAGGAAAAAGUGGAGCCGGCCGGGUUGGAUGCGGCUGCCGACGCCGACGCCGAGCCAGGCGGCCGGGGCGGAGGAGUAGAGAGCAUGGCCGUGUCUUCUCCCCCGAGCAUUCCCGCAACUUCCAACCCCGGAGGAGGCGGAGGAGGCGGCGGCGGCGGCGGAGCAACCGGCGGGGGCUGCAGCAGCGGCGGCGGCGGUGGAAGCAGCAGCAGCAGCAACAGCAGCGCGGGGGGCUCGGCCGGCUUGUUCCGGGCGGACCCUCUUUAUGCCCCCAGCCCCUCCGAGUCCCCGCGGCUGGCCGGCGGCGGCGGCGGCGGCGGGAGCAGCGGCGGCGGGGCGAGCAGCCUCAUCCACGGCUUCCUCUCCAACGCGGCGCCCGCGGGCGGCGGCGGGGGUCUGGGGGUCCCCGGGUCCGCGGCGGCGGCGGCGGCGGCGGCCCCUCUGGUGGGCAACGAGUGCAAGAUGGUGGACCUGCACGGGGUGAAGGUGGCCUCCUUCGUGGUGGACGGGCAGGAGCUGAUCUGCCUGCCGCAGGUCUUCGACCUCUUCCUCAAGCACCUGGUCGGCGGGCUGCACACCGUCUACACCAAGCUCAAGCGGCUGGACAUCGCGCCCGUCGUCUGCACCGUGGAGCAAGUGCGCAUCCUGCGCGGGCUGGGCGCCAUCCAGCCGGGCGUCAACCGGUGCAAGCUCAUCACGCGCAAGGACUUCGAAACUUUGUACAGCGACUGCACCAACGCCAGUUCACGACCGGGGAGACCCCCCAAGCGCUCCCUGGGGGUUGCGAUACAAGAGAACACACGCUUGCUUCCCCACGGAGUGCCGGGCCUCUUAUCGCCGGGGCUUAUCUCCCCAACAGGCCUCACAGCCAUGGCUGAAGCAAUGAAGUUGCAGAAGAUUAAGCUUAUGGCCAUGAACAGCCUCCAUGGAAGCGGAAGUCAGAAUGGGACCGAGUCGGAGAACGAAGAACUGAAUUCGAAUGCAGGUGGAAGUGAAUCCUCGUGGGAUAAAGAGAAGCUUCAGUCGCCGAUCCCAACAGGAUCUCAUCACGGGAUUAGCCAUGCGGCACUGUCAGGGCAGGCCAAUUUGGGGAGCACUCACCCACUUAGUCCUCUGCAGCAGAACCAUCUGCUCACAAACAGGAUAGACCUGCCAUUUAUGAUGAUGCCCCAUCCUCUCCUUCCGGUUGGCCUACCUCCUGCUUCUGUAGCGAUGGCCAUGAAUCAAAUGAACCAUCUCAAUACUAUCGCCAACAUGGCUGCAGCAGCACAGAUGCAUAGCCCACUUUCAAGAGCUGGAGCCUCAGUAAUAAAGGAAAGGAUCCAAGACAGCCCUUCGCCUGCUCCAUCUGUAGAAGAGGGCCAGAGACCUGGGAGCCACGCCUCUUCACACCAGAGCAGCAGUGUUUCAAGUUCCCCCUCCCAAAUUGACAACACACCAGAUAGAAUUGAAGCAGUUCCUAUCGCCAUCCCAAUACUCAAACCAACCCUAGAAAAGGUCCAACUGGCUGGGCAGACUUUGCCCCAUGGAUUUCCAGCACCGUUCCUCGUUGCCGGGUUGUCUUCAGUGGAAACUCUAACCAAUAUUCAGGGAUUGCUGAAAGUCGCCGUGGAUAACGCCCGAGUGCAGGAAAAGCAGAUCCAACAGGAAAAGAAGGAACUAAAGAUGGAGCUGUGCAGGGAAAGAGAGUUGAGAGAGAACCUGGAAAGGCAGCUUACAGCUGAGCUGCAAAGCAGAGCCACGAUUCAAAAGCGCUUGAAAAAGGAGAAGAAAGCGAAGAGGGAAAUUGCAGGAAGCCUGGAGUUCGAAUCGAAGCGGAGAGAGCAAGUGGAACAAGCGCUGAAGCAGGCUACGACAGGGGACGGUCUCAGGAUGCUGAAUGAUGCUGGGAUUCCGGAAAUGGAAGUUGACCACAACGGGACUCAACAUGAGAACGCGGCAAUGCAAGAAAACAGAGCAUACAUCAAACCAACCAUUAUGUACUGAAGAUGCCUAAUUUGACAUGUUUGUGUGGGGCGGGGGAGGGGCGGGGGACAUGUAACAGUCACUUCUGAAGAUUUAGAAAACUCCUGCAAAGAAGUCUCUUUUUCAACCCUGGAUUACCUUUCGGUGCGGUGGGAAACAGUUGCAAUGCAGACCCGUGAAUCCAGGACUCUUAACUCAACUCCUGUGUUGGAAAAAGAAAAAAAUCACUGCACCGUCACUGAGAAAUGUGGAGACUCACAAGCUUGGUCAUCCCAAACUGUUUUGCAGCAGAAUGUUUUUAAGUCCUAGAAAAACAGAAUGGGGAAGAGUCCAUCCUAGCCUUUUUUUAAGCACAUAUAGGUAUGAGUCCCUGGGGGAAAAUGUUGCCUCUGUAGGAGAGGAGCAAGAUUGAUGAUGACACACCUGUUAUGAUGUCAUGAUGCAAAUUGUCUGCAUCGUCAUCACGACAUCGUUACGUAUUCACCUUGGUUUUGCAAAUGAGGUUAGGACGCGUGUUGUUGUCAUCGUGGUUUGUUACGGUGAGUAACAGCCCCCAAGCGUUACCGCAGCCUUCCCCAACUUGUCACCUUCCAGAGGUGUUGGGACCCCAGAUCCCAAAACUCAAUGGGAGUGUACGUGAAAUUGAGCCAGGUUGAGGAUGGCUGUUCGACCGUUUAACAAUGGCACAAUUAAUUUAAUAAGCUGCAGUUGUUCUUUCUGGCUGUAUAAUUCUACAUGUCCAGUUUUAUCACUAAAACAGUUCAACCCAGAACUGUUUCAGUUCUGUUUAUAAAUUUAAGCUUUGUUUACUGAAGCUGAAAAACUCAAUAUAUAUUGCGUUUUGAAGAGAAAAAGUAUGUACAUUUUUUAAUAUGAUAAUGUAAAAAUUGUCCUUCCUUGGAUGACCAACUAAAAAAAAAGUGUGAACUAAAUUCCAAUAUUCAAUGUAACAAGGGGAUUAUAAAACUGAUGCUUUUUUAAAGAAAAAAAAUAACUCAGUUCUGCUUGGUUUUUAGGCUUUUCACACCAGGGGACAAAGGAAGGAUGAACAUAUGGUAGGAUGUUAGAUAAUGGAAACUUUAAAAUAUAGUUUCUCUGUUGUAUCAUAUUAAGUUAAAAGUACACAUUCUUUGUUAAAAUGUUCUUGCUAAAAAACUACAGUAUUAAAACAUUUUUGUUUGA
This is a messenger RNA of Thamnophis elegans (Western terrestrial garter snake), 3206 nucleotides long. RefSeq names its product dachshund family transcription factor 2 (gene DACH2). Lineage: Eukaryota; Metazoa; Chordata; Lepidosauria; Squamata; Natricidae. The record is from RefSeq and is a predicted model, not a curated record.